Molecule: messenger RNA, 3114 nt
Organism: Gordionus sp. m RMFG-2023
Lineage: Eukaryota; Metazoa; Nematomorpha; Gordioida; Chordodea; Parachordodidae
Product: proton channel OtopLc-like
Exons: 10
Coding region: 146-2935 (929 amino acids)
Biological process (GO): proton transmembrane transport
Cellular component (GO): membrane
Molecular function (GO): proton channel activity
Source: RefSeq, a predicted model, not a curated record
UAAAAUUUCAAUUUUAAAUAAUAAUAUUUUGAAGAGUGUUAAUUUUAAAAAAAAAUUCUUCAAAACCAUAGGGGGAAAAUAAUUAAAAAUUUUACAAAGAAAAAUCUAAAUGUAUUCUUCCGAAAUUCCUGACAAAUAAUUAUGAAUGACUAGUAAACAAUAUAAUGAUGAAAAGGAGGAGAAUGAGGCUCUAUUUAAUUUAGCAUCAAGCACUUAUGGUAAUAAUUCUGCCAAUGCUCAUCAAACAUUGACUGCAUCCCAUAGUGGAAUAUUGAAGCAAUCCAAAAAUGCCCUUUAUAACAAUAAUAAUUAUGAUUACAAUGGAUCUAGGCUUUUCGAUGAUUCUAACAGAAACGAAUUAAUUCCUAACUCUAGGUAUUAUGCAUCAUCCUAUCUUUUCGCUAAUUCUCCCCCUUACACGUCAAUUACCUUGCCUCCACCGCCUAGUCAUGGAAUUUUAACAAAUCGAAACCGUGUGACGUCAUCGCAACUCCAACCUAUAUCACCUUUAAUAACAUCACAAAAAACACGAGCUCUGAAUAGGCCACCCAGGAAGCAUGAAUCAAGCGAAGAUGAUUCUUAUGAUGAAGAAACAGAAAACGAGUACCCUCCAUCAUCUGUUUAUUUUAAAUUGGACGACCACAAACCUUACCAAAGUUUUGUAUCGAAUCAACAGAAUAGAAAAGAUAAUGAAAGGGACACGGAAUAUGAUCCUAUCAAAAUUAAGGAUAAAAAAGAUAGAAAGAGAAAAAAAAUCAGUUGGUUUGAUAACCUUUUCAAAAGCAAAAAAAAAGGAUAUUAUUUGAAAGGUAAAAGUAACAGUAUCGACUCUGAUUAUUAUUAUGAUAAAGAAUCAAACAACGCAAAUAUACUUUCCAAAAAUGCGACCCUAAUUAAUAAAAUUAAUUAUGAAAAUGAUAUUUCAACUAAUUAUGACAGUGUAAUUAACCAACUAAACACAGAUGGAUUGUUUCUAACUAAUUCCACCAAUGAAAGUCCUGACAAUAAGGAAUUGGGUGAAUAUAAAGGCAACAUGGGGAAUAACAAUUCGCAACAAAAUAUAAAACCUGUUAAUUUAUCCCUUAGUUAUACUUCCAGCACAGUUCAAUCUGAACCAUAUUUGAGAGAACUUUUAAACAAAAUGGAGGAAAAUGUUGAUGAUCAUAAAAAUUAUAGGGAUACAAGAAAUCCUCCCACCAAGAGAGUACAAAUGAGUUCAGAUCUUGAUAUUAUACCUCCGUUGACAUCCUUUAAUUAUCCUACUCCGCAUCACAAAAAAUUUGACGAAAAAGCACACUCUAAGGAGGCCUUUAGGAAAAACUUUUUCUCUAAGCUAAGUUACCUGUAUGCAUUGGUGUUAAUAGCGAUUGGUUUUAGCCUACCCGUUUCUGAAGCAAUCGCUGAAAAUUUUCCGAUUAACUACCAUGAGGUAUAUUACGUUUACUUGUACGGGGUGAGCAUAUGUUUUUUUCUGUACACUUACUUUUUCUUGAUCCGAUUCUAUACUAAGACCGAUACUAAACGGAAAGCCAGCGUUGUUUUAAUGCAAAAUAGAAGAAAUAUUGACAAUGAUGCCGCAAAAUUAUUAAUUAAAAAACAACGGGUAACAGAAUUUGAAAGUAGCACGGGGAGCUUCUACCUAAGAAUGGGUGCUUUAGCAUUUGGGGGUGGAAGCAUGAUAUAUAGUGGAUUGCAAUUCAGCGAAUUUUUCGAUAGCAACUUUUCGGCCAAAUGCUUAGAUAUUUUAGGAGGCCUAGUACCGGCAAUGAAUUUGUUAUUCACCUUCAUUCAAACCUAUUUCAUAUUUUCGCAUUCCAAAAUCUGCAUACACAAAUACAAAACGUUGGCAAGAUUCGGACUUAUGCAUGUUGUAGCCACCAAUCUAUGUGUAUGGAUUAUUACGCUCGUUAGGCAAACUAUUGAAGAGAUCGAAUGGUAUCAUCAUGAAAUAGAAAGCAAACCUAAAAGUCACGCUAAUACCACAGAGUUUGUAGCUCGAAAAUUUUUAGAUUGUCAAAAAUCAAAAAAGGAUAUUAUCAUGAGUAAAAUUGUAGAAGAUGCUGGACCAUUUUUAUACCCUUGUACAAUAGAGUACAGUUUAAUAUGUGCUGCAAUUUCUUACGUUAUGUGGAAAAAUAUUGGAAUAGUUCCUAGAUUUAGAAAGUCUCGACGUGCCCGAAAUUCGUACACCGUCAACUGCGAGGGAGCUAGUCGUGGUCUAUUUAUGGGCCUCAGCGUCUUGGUAUUCUCAAUCAUAACCCUCAUUCUUUUUUUUGUGCUUAUAGAUAAACGUGAGUAUUUUAUAUUCGCCGUCUAUCUUAACCAGGUAACCGAAAUAUCGGUUUACCUCGUGUCACUCGUGAGCAUAUUUGCUGCCUUUCAUAAAAUGCGCCCUCUAAAAUAUGUAGACGUCCGCGAUCGUGAAAAACUGGACAGCUUACUUUUGUCAAUCGCCGUGGCUGGUGAGUAUUUUUUUGCGACGUUUAGCAUAGUGAGUGCUGCCGCUUCUGCACCUAUUAAAAACUCUCAUGAUACCCUUAAAAAUGACGAAGUCAACGGAGCGCUCAGCCCCAAAAGAACUUUACUCUUAAUAUCUUCCCUGAUUAACGUUAUCCAGUCAACAGCUCAAACGGUGUUCAUCGUCGAUGCUCUAAAUCGUUUUUGCAUUACUGAGAAGGAUGAAGCGGAAAAGCCUGGGCGACAAUAUGUGACUUUUCUAAUAGUUUGCAAUUUCGCUAUGUGGGCUUUCAAUACUUUUGCCAACGAACGCACAAGAACCAACCCCAUACAGGUAGAGUUUUAUGGGUACAUAACAUGGAACAUUAUAACCCACAUUUGCACUCCACUGUCUAUUUUCUAUCGAUACCAUUCUACCGCAUGCUUGGCUGAGAUCUGGAAACAAGCUUACAAAACCCACAUAGAAGAUUUUGUUUAGUACUAUAGUAUAAAACAAUGACAUAAAAGGAUCCAAUAUAAAUUUUAAACUACUCUUGUUUAUAUAAUUUAAAUAAAAUACAAACUUAUAUAUACUAUGCAACAGAAUAUAUUUUUAUGGUUUUUGACAAUUGAUAUCCGGAACUUUACAUAAUUAAUAUUUUUGUUCCAUAAAUAUUU